GGGAGAGCUGGCAGAGCGCGGCGGCGAGAGCCAUCCGGGGCGCUUGUUCCUGUCUGGGGAGAAAACUCUCUCGGGAAGACCGGAAACUUUUUCCUGGGCGUUCGGAGGCGAGCAGCGAGUGUGCGCGACUCAAGGUGUCGGCCACACCUGUGGUUUUAAGCCAGCCUGAGGGCCAGGAGGCGGCCCUGGGAGAAGCCCCUCUCGUGGGCAGUCGGAGCCUUGUGGUCCAGGGGAGAAGCCGUCCCCUCACCUGGACUUAUGACCCGCGGCUUUGCACCCAGCCUGCCUGCCGAGUUCCACAAGAUGGGCUCCUUCCGCAGGCCCAGGCCCCGCUUCAUGAGCUCCCCGGUGCUCAGCGACCUGCCCCGCUUCCACGCCGCCCGGCAGGCCCUGCAGCUGAGCUCCAGCUCCGCCUGGAACAGCGUCCAGACUGCCGUGAUCAACGUCUUCAAGGGGGGCGGCCUGCAGAGCAAUGAGCUGUACGUGCUGAAUGAAAACAUCAGGCAGCUGCUGAAGAGUGCACUGGGAUCCUUCAUUACAGACUAUUUCCAGAACCAGCUUCUUGCAAAAGGACUGUUGUUUGUGGAGGAGAAGAUUAAGCUGUGUGAAGGUGACAGUCGCAUUGAGGUUCUGGCUGAAGUCUGGGACCACUUCUUCACCGAAACCCUCCCCACCUUGCAGGCAAUAUUUUAUCCAGUUCAGGGCCAGGAGCUGACCAUUCGCCAGAUCUCCCUGCUGGGCUUCCGCGACCUGGUCCUGCUGAAGGGGAAGCUGGGCGACCUGCUGCUGCUGGCCCCGUCCAAGCUGCCCUCAUCCAUCGUCCAGAUGUUGCUCAUCCUGCAGAGUGUUCACGAGCCCACAGGCCCUAGUGAGGGUUAUCUGCAGCUGGAGGAGCUGGUGAAGCAAGUGGUGUCUCCUUUCCUGGGCAUCAGUGAGGACCAUGGUGUCUCAGGCCCCACGUUCACGCUGGCCAGGCGCCACUCCCGGGUCCGCCCCAAGGUGACUCUCCUGAACUACGCCUCCCCAGUGACCACCGUCAGCCGGCCCCUGAACGAGAUGGCCCUGACCCCGCUGACGGAGCAAGAGGGGGAGGCCUACCUGGAGAAGUGUGGCAGUGUCCGGCGGCACACGGUGGCCAAUGCCCACUCGGACAUCCAGCUGCUGGCCAUGGCCACCAUGAUGCACUCAGGCCUGGGCGAGGAGCCAGGCAUUGAGGACCAGCACCUGCUCCUGCCACCCAGCUUCUCUCCGCCCCACCGGCAGUGCUCCAGCGAGCCCAACAUCACCGACAGCACUGAGGAGCUGGGGGAGGUGGCAGCGGGCAGCCAGGAGGGCUCGGAGCUAAACUGUGCUUCCCUCGGCUGAAGGCCCACCUCGGGACUUCCCAGCUCCUGCCUGGAUGCCCACCAGGAUGAGGAUGCCCCGUCCCGGGCAGCUGAGGGACUCCUCCUUUGGGCCAUGCUGCCUUCUGGCCUUUUGGGUUCGGGCCUAGUCUGAGUGCGCUGGGUAAAUCCCUGUUGUCAGCCUCCCUUUCUCAUGACUGUGACCGCUGCUCUGCAGACACACAGACCCAACUGCUAAUGUUCACUUCUUGACUUCCAGCCUUGCCUGCCUAACUCACAUGCUCACCUCCGGGCCUUUUCCCCUCAGAUACUGGACUGCCUCAUACUCCCAAUGAUAUAUCCCGUAUCCCUGGCAUUCCCAUAGCAAGAGCUUGUCUGGGCCACAUGCAAAACCAUCCAGGAUGUGUUGGCUUUCAGAGUUCCUUUGGGUUCCAGUGAUGCGGAGCCUUACGGGUGACAGCGAGAUACCUCUGCUCCCGUCUAGUGGAGUAUAGGUAGCCUGCAGCCCUACACAGCAGGGCUCUGGGGAUGCGUCUUCCUUGUUUUAGUUUCAGAAUUCCUGGGGAAGAGCUGCCUGCCUUGUGGGUGAGGUGCCACCCUCACCUCCAUCUAGACCCUCCAUGCUGCCUUUGGCUUUUGGCUCAGGGGGGCCACAGGGUGGGGAGAGCCCAUCUCCGAUCAAGCCUCAGCAUUUCCCUCUUGGGCUUCUUCCCAAGCUCAAGGAACUGACCUCCCCGGUGGCGUAGCUGGUGCCUUCCUCCCUCCCUCAUUUCAGAAACUGACCAUUUUCCUAGUGUGAGUGAGGGGCCAGCUGCUACCAACCAGCUAGUCUGUUCCUGGAUUUGACUUGAAUUUUUUUUAAAUGUGCAUCGUUUAAAAAAAAAAUUGCAAAUAUUUGCACGUAGGAUCUUGCACUGCUUAUUUCCAACGGGGCAUGUCUUCAGACUAAAAAGUAAGCAACGCCCCUAAAAACGGAGCCUGGCAGUGGGUGAGGGGAAAGUCCUCCGUGCGGGCAGGGCUCAUGGGCUGCAGCUCUGGAAGCUGCCGGACUUGAAUCCAGAAGGGCCUGUGUGUGUGCGUGUCAUAGUCUAGAGGAAAAGCUGCUGCAGGGGUCUCAGCUUGCUCUGUGAGCAGAGGGCUCGGCCGAGUGGCAGGUCUCAUUGCUUCCCAGAGGGGAGACGGGGAGAUGUGGGCGGGGCCUUUUGGAGAGAUGUUCGUUCCCUGGGAUUAAAGAAGUGCCCGGAAGGGCCUGGAAUUUCUCCCA
This is a messenger RNA of Equus quagga, 2607 nucleotides long. It is a transcript of the gene PRR5L, whose product is annotated as proline rich 5 like. Gene Ontology annotation, cellular component: TORC2 complex. NCBI's taxonomy places the organism in Eukaryota, Metazoa, Chordata, Mammalia, Perissodactyla, Equidae. The transcript is spliced from 9 exons. Gene Ontology annotation, biological process: TORC2 signaling. The record is from RefSeq and is a predicted model, not a curated record. Bases 259 to 1365 code for a protein of 368 amino acids.